UGUCUUUACCUCUUUCCCUUUUCUAUCUAUCUCCAUCUUUACGUUUCCAUUAGCGUAUUCUCCUUGAAAUUCCAAGAUCGUAUUUCCAUCUCCCUCCUUGAAUGAUUAAUUAAAUUUAGGUACUAGAUCUAGUCAAGGGUCCGAAGAUCGAUACUGAUUGAUGGGUGAUUUCUUCGCCAAUCAUCGACAUGGUAUCUGUUCCAGAAUCACCGGCGUUCUGUUCAGGCAUCAUCGUUUUUCCGGCGGCAAAUUCAGCUGUUGGAGCGGGAAUCCUGUAUGUGGAAAGAGAUACCAUUUCAUAAUAAAGGGUGACGGGGCUUCCAUUGGUGGUUAUAACAAGUCAUGUGCUGGUUGUGGUGCUUCCCUCCAUUUAUCUGACUCAAGGUGUAAGACAUGUAACCAUGUGAUGACUACAGAAGAUAUAGAGGAUUGGAUGUAUAACCAAUUGGAUGAUACCAAUCAUCUUUUACAUGGUGUAGUUCAUGUAAAUGGUUAUGGACAUCUUCUUAGAGUCAAUGGGAGAGAAGGUGGGUCAAGGGUCCUUUCAGGCACUCAUAUCAUGGACUUUUGGGAUCGACUUUGUAAAGUUCUUGGAGUCAGACAAGUGAGUGUCAUGGACGUAUCAAAAAAAUACGGUUUAGACUUCCGACUGCUCCACUCAAUAAUCAAGGGUCAUCCAUGGUACGGAGACUGGGGUUACAAAUUCGGUGCGGGAAGUUACGGAAUUACCCUUGAAGCCUACAACACUGCUAUCGAAACCCUAGCAAACACACCCUUAUCCACCUUAUCACCCCAACCCCGUAAACCCAGAACACAUCUCCAAGAUUCAAUUUCCUUCUACCAAUCCUUAUCCGAUCACAAACUCCUAACUUUUCAAGACCUUUUCCAAUACCUAACAACCCUAAUACACGAUGCCAACAAGGUCGAUUUUCGCUCUUCAAAGAAGGCUAAAUUGAGUGAUUCGAGGGUGUUGUGUGCGUGGAGUAUGGGUGAUAUACUCCGUGUUGAGGAGGCAAUGUUUAGGGUUUUACGCGCGGUUAGUGGGUCCGCCUGGGUUAGCUGGCGGUCCCUACGUGGGGCGGUCUGUCGGGUGGGUCGGCCUGAGCUUUUGGAUUAUUGUCUUAAGGAGUUGAAAGGGAAACAAGCGGCGGAUGGGAUGGUGAUUAACGCGCGUUUGAAUUCGGAUUCCGGUUCUAUCGAAUAUCGGUUGGAACCGGGAAGCGGGAAUUCAAUCUCGAUGACCAACAAUCCGAAAUUCCCAAAUUGCCCCUCGGAAGAUCAUUUAUUACGAGAUCUAAGAUUCUUAUACGAAUCAUUACUCCGUCCUCCUCAACACACAACACCACAUCACAUAACAAACCAAACCUCCUCCGCCCAAAAAAUCCUUGACUGCAAACAAUUUGUAAAAAACUACCACCCCGAACUCCAAUUCCCAAACUCAAAACCGCAUUCCCUAAUCCUAAACUGCAAACUCCAACUCACGGAAGAACCAACCACAAUUAACCCACCUCCCGAACACCUAAUCCUUCCCUCAAACGCAACAAUCCAUGACUUAAAAACCGAAUCCUCGAAAGCUUUCCAAGAUGUUUAUUUAGUUCUUAGAAGGUUUGAAGCCGAUGAGCUCGUUGGAUAUGGAGGUGUCGAUGAGUCCACCCAAAUCAAGCUCUUAAUCGGGUCGAAUAAUAAUAAUAAUAUUAAUACAGUUACAGUUAGUGGGAAGUGUGUUGGGAAUGGGAAUGGGAAUGGGAAGAUCGGGUUGACUCGGUACCGGAUGGAGAGAGGGGUGGAGACGUGGACGUUGGAUUGUCGGUGUGGGGCGAAGGAUGAUGAUGGAGAGAGGAUGUUGGCGUGUGAUGGGUGUGGGGUGUGGCAACACACGAGGUGUGUGGGGAUUGAUGACUUGUGUGUGGUUCCGGUGAAGUUUGUUUGUUGUAAAUGUGGCGGAGAUGGUGGUGGUGGUGGUAGAUGAAUUUUUUUAGGGUUUUUUUUUUUUUUUUUUUUUUUUUUUUUUUUUUUUUUUUUUAAAUAAAGUUUUAGUUUUGGAUGGGAUUUUGGUGUUGGGAGGCUUUGAAACGGUGUAAAUAUGUGGGACUUUUGGGUUAUAGCCUCUACAAUAAAAACACUCGUCCUUGAUCACUCUUUUUGUUUUCGUCUUUUAUGGUUUUCAUGCGAAAUAAUGAUUUUUUUAAGCAAUAAGAUUAAGAUCUUGUAAGGUUCAAGACUU
Messenger RNA from Lactuca virosa, 2224 nucleotides. The record is from the annotation of a GenBank genome assembly. NCBI's taxonomy places the organism in Eukaryota, Viridiplantae, Streptophyta, Magnoliopsida, Asterales, Asteraceae.